AUGAAACAACUGAAAGAAAGAAAUAAAGAGAGCUCCCGCCAUCUAAGAUUUCGGUGCUAUUAUGGAAAGUGUGACAAUGCGGCAAAAAGAGAGCUUGUUAUGAAAUAUACUCUCACAUUCCAUAGAAACAAUAUAUUAAAAUCUAAAACUACCUACCACCCAUCUUCUUCUUCCUUAAAUCCACCCUACCUUUCUUUUCUCCUUCAUACUCACCAAAACUAUCUCUUCUCUUUAUAGACAUGAGUUUGUUUACUUGCUUCUCUUUUAACAAACAAAAUUAGCAAGGUUUCAAGUCAACUAAUUCUAACCACAUCACCUUUUAGUUAGUAGUAGUGUCCUUAAUUUUCUCUUAACUUGGGUUCCCAUUUUCUUUACCCUAAUAGUCAUGGGGGUCAUGUCCACAAGCUGUUCCUCAAAUUUACUCAGUAAACUCACUGGGGUGCCUGAAAACAAUGACUGGUACCCUUCAAGGAGGAAGACCAAUGUUGUGUUCUGCCAGGGAGGUGGAAAUAAGGUGGUCAAAUCCUCUGGCCUGUCUUCUGUGUUAACAGAAAGAUCACCACCAUUGGUUGGAUCAGAUCAUGCUCCUGCAACUCUAAUGGAUGCAGGAAGCUUGGUCCUGUCACCAAAUGGGACAAGCCAGCCAGAGAUUGUGGUCAAGGAUCUUGUCCCUUAUGGUGGAUCAACUUCCACUACAUUGAUAGGGUUGGAAGAUGGAAUUGGCAUUGCCAAGUUUCUGAGAGGGAAGAAGUUUUUCAUCACUGGGGCAACAGGGUUUCUAGCAAAAGUUCUCAUUGAGAAGAUUCUAAGGACAGAACCAGAUGUGGGAAGAAUUUACCUCUUGAUAAAGGCAAAGAAUAAGCAAGCUGCAAUGGAGAGAAUGCAGAAUGAAAUCAUAAACACAGAGCUUUUCAGGUGCCUUAGACAAAUCCAUGGAAAGUCAUACCAAGCCUUUAUGUCGAGCAAGCUAGUUCCUGUGGUUGGCAAUGUUUGUGAAGCCAAUCUUGGACUAGAUGAAGAUCUAUCUGAUGUUAUUGCUGAUGAGGUAGAUGUAAUUGUAAACUCUGCAGCUAACACAACAUUUGAUGAAAGGUAUGAUACUGCAAUCAACAUAAACACUAAAGGGCCAUGCCGCCUUAUGGGUAUUGCAAAAAAGUGCAAGAAGCUUAAGCUCUUUCUGCAUGUUUCAACAGCUUAUGCCAAUGGUCAAAGGCAAGGUAGAAUCAUUGAAAGACCAUUUAGAAUUGGAGAUUGCAUAGCAAGAGAGAAACUUGUAUCAGGAGUUCCACCAAAAUACCUUCCCUCAUUGGACAUUGAAAGCGAAAUAAAUCUGCUUUCAGAUAACAGGGGAAACAUUGAAGACAACUUACUAGCACAGAAGAUGAGGGAGAUGGGUCUAGAGAGGGCCAGAAGAUAUGGGUGGCAGGAUACUUAUGUGUUCACAAAGGCUAUGGGAGAAAUGAUGAUUGACAAACUAAGGGAGGAUAUUCCAGUUGUUGUAAUUAGACCAAGUGUAAUUGAGAGCACUUUCAAGGAACCAUUUCCUGGGUGGAUGGAAGGAACUAGGAUGAUGGAUCCCAUAGUUCUAUGCUAUGGGAAGGGACAGCUAACAGGUUUUUUGGUAGACCCAAAUGGAGUACUUGAUGUGGUCCCAGCUGACAUGGUUGUUAAUGCAACCUUGGCAGCAAUGGCAAAGCAUGGAAAUGCCCAGAAGCCAGACAUCAAUGUGUAUCAAGUUGCUUCAUCUGUGGUGAACCCUCUAAUCUUCCAAGACCUAGCAAGGCUGCUCCAUGAACAUUACAGCUCCUCACCAUGCUUUGACUCAAAGGGUAGGCCAAUUCAAGUUCCACUCAUGAAAUUGUUCAGCUCCACAGAGGAAUUCUCUGGUCACCUCUGGAAAGAUGCUAUUCAGAAAAGUGGCCUCACAGCUAUGGCCUCCUCCAAGGGGAAAAUGUCUCAAAAACUUGAAAAUAUCUGCAGAAAAUCAGUGGAGCAAGCAAAGUACCUGGCCAACAUUUAUGAACCAUACACAUUUUAUGGUGGAAGGUUUGACAACAGUAAUACACAAAGAUUGAUGGAAAGCAUGUCUGAAGAUGAAAAGAAGGAAUUUGGGUUUGAUGUAAAGGGCAUAGAUUGGAAAGAUUAUAUCACCAAUGUCCACAUACCCGGUCUAAGGAGACAUGUCAUGAAGGGAAGAGGAAUGGGUAGUCGAUGACUUGAAUCUUGUGCCAUGUGAUUACUAGUCAUAUGCUCAACAAACUGUAAUAAAAGACAUAGUUUUCCUUCUUUACUUGAAGACCUAUAUGGCAAUAGCUACAAGUGUAUCCUUUAUUAACCAUAUAAUGUAAUUUACUACUAAUAAUAAAACAUUCUGUAAUCGAUUA
This is a messenger RNA of Lotus japonicus, 2384 nucleotides long. Its product is annotated as fatty acyl-CoA reductase 2, chloroplastic. NCBI's taxonomy places the organism in Eukaryota, Viridiplantae, Streptophyta, Magnoliopsida, Fabales, Fabaceae. Gene Ontology annotation, molecular function: alcohol-forming very long-chain fatty acyl-CoA reductase (NADP+) activity. The transcript has 9 exons. The record is from RefSeq and is a predicted model, not a curated record. Gene Ontology annotation, cellular component: intracellular membrane-bounded organelle. Gene Ontology annotation, biological process: suberin biosynthetic process; long-chain fatty-acyl-CoA metabolic process. The coding region runs from base 386 to 2215 and encodes 609 amino acids.